UGAAAACGCCGUGUGGGUUCUAAAACGUUUUCGCCCUGGUGUAUUUUCAUCCUUGUGAGUAUUAUCUGUAGAAAGCAUUUGUGAAGUGGCCAGAUACGCUUUGAAUUAUUACUUUGAGCUGGUUAGGAAGCUGGAACACUUUCCCAUGAGCGGCCACACGUGCUAGUUGUUUGUGUUUAGCACACCAUGCAUGCUACAGCAGGGUCAGCUGGUUUUAUCUAAAGUUUCAGCAACAUCAGUAUGGUGAAUACGUGUGUUUGUGCAGGACGUACAAAUGCAUAUCUCUCCGGACAUCGUGUCCACGUUUUCCCGAGCAAGAAGAGCCCUGCUUUCGGUUCCUGGGUGAGAUUUGUCCAGGCUAAACGCCAGGACUUCACUGCAGAAUCCUUUCAUCCCAGAAACUUUGGAAAUGGACUACGUGUCAAGUGACGAAUCCGACGAUUUUGGACCCACGCCCUUUCCCUAUCACUGACAAAGUGACAAAAGCUCAAAUAUACCUUUUUGUGUCUCUGCCCAGUGACUGGCUCCCAGCUGUUAGCAUCGUAGUUAGCUUGGCUCAAUUGCUGGAGGUCAGUAGGAGUCAAAGCUGGACGGACGAAAGUGGACAAAAUACUCCUUACACCCAAGGGAUGGCGUAUUAGCACGAGAAGUAAAUCCGAAUGGUUAUAAAAAAAAUUAAAAUACGUGUUUUCUUUUCGACCCGUUAAUAUUGGUACACACAGACCUGCGCAUGCGCAGUACUCAGCAGAAGGAUAUACCAGCACACAGCUGUAGCAGCUGGAAGGAGCAGUAGCAUAUAAAAGUGUGCCCGGUGCGUUUUGCAAACCAGUGACUUUUUUGGUGAAAGGAAAAACAUCAUGCCUCGGAGAUGCCUUAUCCCAUCAUGCUUCAAUAUUCAAUCCAGACCUCGCGGGACAACGGUGAGUUUUCAUCGUUUUCCAGCCCGCAACCCGCAGCGCCUACGUAAUUGGAUGAUAGCUCUCUACCUGGACCCCGACACACCAUACCAUCGCGUGGAAAACCUGAUGAUUUGCUCAGCCCAUUUUGUAAAGGAGGAUUUUAUUGAAAAAACGGAGCACAGGACUGGUUCUAAAAGAUAUUUUCUCAACGAUGCAGCCGUCCCAUCUGUUGGCCUUCCCCGGCCACAAACAGUAAAGCCCGAGGCUCUGACAGAGAAAGCAGAGCAUCUUAAAGAUGUCAGUCCCAGGGUGGAAGGAGGAGCAGGAGGAAUAGUGAAGAGUGAGCCGGAGGAGGACCUGAGUGCACAGGACGGUGUUUCCAGGAUUCCAGUAUCCAGAGACAGAGAGAGCAAACCUGAGUCCGUCAUGUGCUCGGUGGUCGGUUGUGACUCGUACCGUCGGAGUGCGCAGCAGCUGAAGUUACCAGAGGACUCGGAAAGGAGGCUGGAGUGGGUCCAGUUUGUUCUACAAGUCAACGGGCAGCAGCUUAAAGAGUCCCGCUGGACUGAUAUCACCAUCUGCAGCGAACACUUUACAAAGGACUGUUUUGUAAAGGCGGAACCGGAGGCUGGCACAGUGCAGCUCAGGCCCGGUGCCGUCCCAUCACUGUACAUCAAAUCUGAACCAGACGAACCUGCGGAGAUCCCCGUACCUGUGCUCGGUCCUAGUGAGUUCACAUCCUUUGCCAUUAAAUCUGAAGAAGAUGAGCCUGUGAGGACCCCUGAACAUGUGCUCGGUCCUAGUGAGGUCACAUCCUUUUCCAUUAAAUCUGAAGAAGAUGAGCCUGUGAGGAACCCUGAACAUGUGCUCGGUCCUAGUGAGGUCACAUCCUUUGCCAUUAAAUCUGAAGAAGAUGAAACUGUGAGGAACCCUGAACAUGUGCUCGGUCCUAGUGAGUUCACAUCCUUUGCCAUUAAAUCUGAAGAAGAUGAACCUGUGAGGAACCCUGAACAUGUGGGAAUUCAUUCAGAACCUGUGAGAGAUGUGGUGGUGCGAAAGCCAACAACAGCUGGCAAGAGUGGUCUUCUGUCCACAUUGUACCAGGCUUAUGCAGGACCAUUUCCUGACCCUGAUCUGAUGGCGGCUGGACCCAAGCUACGUGAGGAGCAACCCCAGCCCCUCAUUACUCUUGUAUUGGAUGACUGGUCUGAAAUAGAGCUGGUUCCAUCUAAAUUUGGCCCUGUCCCACGUGGAUGCCCCAUGUCUUACCUUUGUCCACCUGAAUCAUGAAGCACGUGUUAGGAAGUAGGUUCUCUGUUAAGUGGCUGUAUGUGUGUGUUCCCGUGGUGGACAUAAAAGGUUAAACGUCUGCUGCGCCUCGUUAUUUAAAAUACACCACAAUGAUUAUUUUUAUUAUUUUGAUAUUAAUUACACAGCUCAUUUGAUAUUUCAUUCGUUAAAUGAAUUAUUCAGAACAGGGCCUUGGCCAUGG
Molecule: messenger RNA, 2391 nt
Organism: Salarias fasciatus (jewelled blenny)
Lineage: Eukaryota; Metazoa; Chordata; Actinopteri; Blenniiformes; Blenniidae
Exons: 9
Coding region: 858-2189 (443 amino acids)
Biological process (GO): regulation of transcription by RNA polymerase II
Cellular component (GO): nucleus
Molecular function (GO): DNA-binding transcription factor activity; RNA polymerase II cis-regulatory region sequence-specific DNA binding
Source: RefSeq, a predicted model, not a curated record